AGCAUGUAACGUUAGUAUGUAUUAAAUCACUAAAUGUUAUCUAAUUUUGGUAAAAAUUCAUUUCGUCUUUUAACCGUUGCUACGAAAAAAAUUGGUUAUAUGGGUAGUGCAACUUGUGAUUGGCUGAAAUAAUUCAAGAAAUAUGUCUGAUUUUGUCAAAACGCGGGAUUUGAUGAGGUUAGUUAAUGAAAAACAAAAUUUUCAUCGUACAAAUGUUCCUUGUUUGAAAGAAUUUUGCAUAUCUUACUAACAUGUCACAUAAUACCUUAAAAUCUACGGGGCAUGGUUUUUGUGAUGCUAUUUUCUCAAGUUCACCUAUUAAUUUUAACAAAGAAAACACUAAUUUUCUUAAUAAAAGAGAAGACAGAUGUUCUGACAUACUUGAUACAUCUCAUAAGGGUAUUCAAAAUCAAAAUGAAAGUAAAUGUUCAAACCAUGAAAAACGUCAAAUGUUAUUUGAUGAUGUCAUAAUGGAGAAUUCAAAAUUGACAAGUACACCUUAUGGUGUAAGUUUGAAUCAUUCAAAAUCUAUGAAUGUACUUCGUAAAAAGCAAGUUUUAUUUACUGAAGAAGUAAUACCUGAUGAAAAGUGUAAAACUUCAACAAAAACUACAUCUACUUCUAUCUUACAUGAGAAAACUUCAAACAUGAAUUUUAAUACUCCUAAGCAAUACAAAACACGUACUGCUACAAGCAGUACAAGAAUGAAUAUCUUGCCUUCGCAUAGAACACCUAUAAAACGUUAUUUUAAUGACAAUAUUUUGUCUGAAGCUACUCCUGACUGCUUUAGUGUUGUACAAGUAGAAAUACCAAGUAGUAAAUCAAAUGAGCUUGGUGUAGAAGAUCAAACAGUCUAUGAAGGAGAAAGCAGUAAUUUAACUGUAGGAAUACGUGUUAGACCCUUAAAUUCAAAAGAACUGAGUGAUUCAAAAGUUACAUCAAUUAUACAAGUAAAUGGUCAAAAUAUUACUGUCACUUGUGAAUCUAUUCAACAUACUUUCAUGUAUGAUCAUUGUUUUGUAUCAUAUGCAGAUUCAAGUGAAUCUGGUCAUGCCAGUCAAGAAACUGUAUUCAAAAAUAUGGUUCUACCAUUAGUACAAAAUGCUUUUGAAGGGUAUAACGUUUGUUUGUUUGCUUAUGGACAAACAGGCUCUGGUAAAAGUUAUAGUAUGAUGGGUCAAGAAUCUUUACAAAUAAAUACAGUGCCAUUAGACGACGAAAUUGGUAUUAUUCCAAGAUUUUGUCAAGAUAUAUUUACAAGAAUAUCUGCCAGUGUAAAUAAUAAAAUUACAGUAGAAAUUAGUUAUUUUGAAAUUUAUAACGAGAAGAUACAUGAUCUUUUAACCACUGUUAACAAUGGAGUAAAAAGUGCUCCUCUUAAAGUGAGAGAACACCCUGUUUUCGGUCCAUAUAUUGUUGAUUUAAGUCAGCACUGUGUACAAAACUAUAAAGAUUUGCAGACUUGGCUUAAAGUGGGCAAUUCACAAAGAGCUACAGCUGCAACUGGAAUGAAUGAAAAAAGUUCAAGAUCUCAUAGUAUAUUUAGUAUUAUAUUAACACAGACACAAAUAAAUAGUCAAUUGAAUAAUGAAUCUGUAGAUGCUAGCCGUCGUAGUAAAAUCAAUUUAGUUGAUCUGGCCGGUAGUGAAAGAUUAAGUCAGACUUGUGCGAGUGGAGAUAGAUUAAAGGAAGGUGUGUCAAUUAAUAAAUCAUUGCUCACAUUAGGAAAAGUAAUCGCAUCCCUUGCUGAAAAUACAAAUAAUCGCAAACGAGGAUUUGUUCCGUAUCGUGAAUCUGUUCUUACAUGGCUGCUAAAGGAAAGUCUUGGAGGGAACUCAAAAACGGCGAUGCUUGGAACUGUAUCACCGGCUAACAUUCACAUCGAAGAAACACUUGCAACACUUCGUUAUGCGUGUCAAGCCAGAGCCAUUGUUAAUCGAGUUCGAAUUAACGAAGAUCCUCAUGAAAGAUUAAUUCGUGAACUGAAAGCAGAGGUGUUGAGAUUACGGGGUGUUCGCGAGGGAUACGAAAAGCAACUUGGUGUUUUGCCUCGUCGGCUCUUUGAAACGACCGCUCAAAAUGACGAUGAAGUUAAGCAGAAACAAGAUGAGAUUGAUAAAUUGAAAAAUCAGUUGAAGAAAACCGAGGAACAACUUGCGACCUCUCAAAUGGUAUGGCAAACAAAAUUACGGGAUGCUGAGGAAAAAAAGAUUUCUGAAUUAAAGUAUUUACGUCAAUGUGGUAUUGCUAUUGAGAUUGAUUUUCACGAGAAGGAUAAGCAACCUUGUCUUAUAAAUCUCGCGGCCGAUCCUAUGUUAUCCGGUACACUUUUGUAUCUGAUUCCUCCAGGAUUGGUUCGUAUCGGAAAGAAUUUUGGGAAUCAAAGUUCUUCCAAAAAUUUGGACAUCAUGUUGGAUGGACCACUGGUUAGGCCUUUGCACUGCACCAUUGAAAACAAUAAUGGGAAACUUACGUUGUCGUCAGAAAUGGAAGGGGACACGUACGUCAAUGGACAGGUCGUAACUGGUAAAGUUGUCCUAAAGCAUGGCGAUCGAUUAGUAAUCGGCGGCAAUCAUUAUUUCAAAGUAUUAAAUCCGCACGAUAACUUUAACAAUACUCAAAUUUCUACGCAAGCAGUAGAUUACGAAUUUGCUCAUCAGGAAAUUCUUAAAGUGCAAGAGGAGAAACUGAGAGCAGAAUUGGAAGAGAGUAAACAGAAAGCGAUAAAAGAAUUAGAAAAUGCUAAACGAGAAGCUGAGAUGCAAUUGGGAUCUCAAAGAUUAUCGUAUGAACGUAAAAUCGAGAUUCUUGGUUCGACGGUUGAGGAGCAAAAGAUAGCAUUGGAACAAAUUUAUGAAAGGAAAAAGGAACUGGAAUUGGAAAAGGAAUUACUUGCGACCGAAGUUGAAACGAAUAAUAGAUUAAAACAAUUGCAAGUAGAACCAAAGAAAGAUUCUGUUGCACCGUAUAAAACAACAUUUUUACAAGAAUUGGAAAGCAUUUUAAAUGAGAAAGCAGCAGAUGCUGAAUUUGCUCUCAAAAUGAAAGCAAGUACAGAAGCAAUAAAUUACGGUGGUAUUAGUUUGCAUGAAACGCAAUUAUUGGUAAAGGAAGCUACCGAACGGUGUAGAGAAGUUGGUUUUAAUUACGAAUUUGAUCAACAACAAAUAAUUGUAAAUAAAAGUCUAAAACCAGUAAUUCGUAUACGAAAUAGAGACUGUAUGAAAGAAACACUCUGGGAGCCAAUGCGAUUUUUAGAGUGGAUUCACCGCUUACGGGAUUACGAUAUAGAAGAUUCAGUGAAAGAAUUACAUACAACAGAUGAAAUUUGGGAACCGUACGAAAAUACGGAAACUUUCGAAGACUCCUUGAAUAGUAGUCGAAUUUCAAUAAACAUGACACCGGUAAAGAAACAUUUAAACGAGAGUCUGCAACAACUUUCAUUGGAUACGUCUGUAUUUGAAAAUCCGUGUGCUGGUCAAACCUUUCAUUCCUGUAAAGAACAGGAAAUUAUAAAUACUUGUCUCGUGCAAAUGGAACUGGCAACAAAAACUUUACGCAAAUUGUGUGAUGGAAAUGACGGAGUUCAGUUAGUCAUAGAAUCGCUUAAUAAUAUGCAAAUUAUUAUCAAUAAUUUGCGCGAGGUUCUAGAAGCGAGAAACUUAAACGAAGAUACAGCUGAAAUCGUAAACUCUACUCGGAAUUGUAGUACAGCUGAAAAAUCCGAUAACGUACUUUCCGAAAAUUGCAAUAGUAAAUCUAAUACGCCAACAAAAUCUAUAACUUCUGAUAAAAUUGUUCACAAAAGCGUGAGAUUUACAGACAAAUCAAAACAAGAUCUGACUUAGUAAAAGAAAAAUUAUUUAUGGAUGAAUGUUAAAAAAAGAUGUUAGAUAACAAAUGGUUGUAUAUAUUAACUAUAUAACCAAACACUGUUAAAUGAAACAAAGAAGUACGUUUAACUGUA
Molecule: messenger RNA, 3967 nt
Organism: Osmia bicornis bicornis
Lineage: Eukaryota; Metazoa; Arthropoda; Insecta; Hymenoptera; Megachilidae
Gene: neb
Product: kinesin-like protein KIF14
Exons: 12
Coding region: 252-3848 (1198 amino acids)
Biological process (GO): microtubule-based movement
Cellular component (GO): kinesin complex; microtubule
Molecular function (GO): ATP binding; microtubule motor activity; ATP hydrolysis activity
Source: RefSeq, a predicted model, not a curated record